AUGGCAAGUUUGAACUGGAGUUAUGAAGGUAACAGUGGACCUGACCACUGGCACAAGUUAUACCCUAUUGCCAACAGAGACCAUCAAUCUCCUAUUGACAUUAAAACCAAGGAAGUCAAAAAAGAUGCAUCUCUGGGGCUUCUCUGGAUCAUUUGGAAACCUCCCACAUGCAAGGAGAUUGUCAAUGUUGGACAUUCAUUCCAGGUGAAUUUUGAAGAUAAGGAAAAUCAAUCAGUGCUGACAGAUGGACCUCUCACUGGAACAUAUAGAUUCCAACCGGAUGAGCAAGGCUCAGAGCACGCUGUGGAUGGAAAGAAAUAUGCCUCAGAGCUUCAUCUCAUUCACUGGAACUCAGACAAGUAUUCAAAUGUAGCUGAGGCGUUCGAGAAGCCAGGUGGCUUGGCAAUUGUCACUGUUUUCCUGAAGCUUGGCUUAGGCAAUGAAAACCUGAAGGGUGCCUUGAAAGCCUUGGAUUCAAUAAAGACUAAGGGUAAGCAAGCUCCCUUUUCUGAUUUUGAUCCUUCAAGCCUACUGCCUAAAUCCAUGGAUUACUGGACCUACAAUGGCUCUCUGACUCAUCCUCUCCUCCAUGAGAGUGUCAUCUGGAUUAUCUGUAAAGAGCCAAUUACUAUCAGCUCAGAGCAGCUGGCUCAAUUCCGCACAAUCCUGUCUUCUGCUGAAGGGGAAGCACCUUGUCCCACACUGAGCAAUCACCAGCAAUCCCAACUGCUGAAAGGCAGAGUGGACACCCGUGAGCUUAAAUCCAUCCUGCCCAAGCAAAGAGAAACCCAAGGAUGGUCGAGGGGCAAGCGAGUGUGUCGCAUGCCCGGCGGCUCUUGGCGCAUGUCGCUCAGCAGGAUGAUGGCUGCCGGAGCGACGCCUCAGUAA
Pygoscelis adeliae (Adelie penguin) is the source of this 888-nucleotide messenger RNA. RefSeq names its product carbonic anhydrase 1-like. Lineage: Eukaryota; Metazoa; Chordata; Aves; Sphenisciformes; Spheniscidae. Gene Ontology annotation, molecular function: carbonate dehydratase activity; zinc ion binding. The record is from RefSeq and is a predicted model, not a curated record.